Emiliania huxleyi CCMP1516 is the source of this 1584-nucleotide messenger RNA. RefSeq lists its product as hypothetical. NCBI's taxonomy places the organism in Eukaryota, Haptophyta, Isochrysidales, Noelaerhabdaceae. Gene Ontology annotation, biological process: sphingolipid catabolic process. Gene Ontology annotation, cellular component: endoplasmic reticulum. Bases 1 to 1584 code for a protein of 527 amino acids. Gene Ontology annotation, molecular function: sphinganine-1-phosphate aldolase activity. The transcript is spliced from 11 exons. The record is from RefSeq and is a predicted model, not a curated record.
AUGACUUCGCUCGUGGCCACGCUCGACGACGCCGUCCGCGCCGUCGUGGUGCGGCGGCUGCGGCGGUUGGACCAGUGGUCCGUCAUUAAGCUCGUCCUCGGUCUUCUCGGCGCGGCGCGUGCCUAUCGGCGGCUGCGGCAGAUCAUGCGGACGACCGGCCUGCGCCGCUGGGCCUUUACGACCGCCAUGCCGCUGCUCAAGCAGCUUCCGCCGGUGAGGAAGGAGCUUGAGGAGGGCCAGGCAAAGGUGAGGGCCGACUUGGAGGGCGUGCUGUUCCGCGACCUCACUGCACCGCGGCUCGAGCUGCCCGCCAAGGGCACGCCGCAGGCGGAGCUGCUGCAGCUGAUGGAGAAGCGGCACGAGCUGGACCGCAAGUACUGGGAGGACGGCACCAUCACGGGCGCCGUCUACCACGGCGAGCGGGAGCACAUGGACUUUGUGGGCAAGGUGUACGGCCAGUUUGCCUUCUUCAACCCACUGCACGCCUCGCUCCACCCGGCGACCCGCCAGAUGGACGCAGAGGUGGUGGCGAUGGUACCGUGGCCCGGCUGGCUCGUGCGGCGCCUUUACGACCGGAGGGACCGAGCGAUGAAGACGUACCGCGACUGGGGCAGCGCCACUCGCGGUGUGCGCGAGCCGAACAUUGCGGGCCACUACUUCGGAAUCGAGGCCGUCGACGUGGCGCAUGUCCGCUCUCUCAUCGACUCCAACACCGUCGCCCUCGUCGGCUCGGCGCCGCAGUUUGCCACCGGCACCAUCGACCCGAUCGAGGCGCGCCCACCCAACCUCGCGCCCGCUGUCGCACGCCCGCCGUCGGCGCGCGGGAUCGGCCUGCACGUCGACUGCUGCCUCGGGGGGUUUGUGGUUCCCUUCAUGGCGGCCGCGGGCUCGCCGCCGCCGCACGGCUUCGAUUUUACGGUGCGCGGCGUCACCACGAUCUCGUGCGAUCCCCACAAGUACGGGUUCGCGCCAAAGGGGGCGUCGGUGCUCAUGUUCCGGAGCAAGGAGCUGCGCCACCACAUGUACACUUUUGCCACCGAGCGGCAUCUACGCCACGCCGACGAUGCUGGGCUCGCGGCCCGGCGGCGUGGUCGCGGCGACUUGGGCGGCGAUGAUGCGCUACGGCGAGGCUGGGUACGCGAGGCUGGGUACGUCGAGUCGACGGCGCAGAUCGUCGGCGCGACGCGCCGCAUCGCGGAGGCGAUCCCGACGGCGAUCCCGACGAUCGGCGGGCUCGAGUUGGUUGGCCGCGCGGACGCGUGCGUCGUCGCGUUCGGUGCGAAGCAGGGCUCGGGCCUCAAUUGCUACAGCGUCGCCGAUUGCCUCAAGGAGAUUGGCGGCUGGGAGCUCGCGACGCUGCAAAACCCGGCCGCCGUCCACCUCGCCGUCACGCUGCCGACCGCAAAGAACGCGACGCGGUUCGUCGACGAGCUGCGGGCGGCUGUGCGAUCGGAGCCGGAAAAGUACAAGGGCGGCUCGGCGGGCCUGUAUGGCAUGGCCUCCAGCCUUCCGACGAGUUUCAUCGAGGAGACGGCGAAGGUGUACCUCGACACAAUGACCGCUUGUCCAGAGUCGCACAAGUGA